AAUCGGAGCGCCAAGGCAGCGUCCAGGUACAGCAGCAGCGGCCGCGUAGCCAGACACACCUGAACGCAGCAUGCAACAGCCGGUCCGCAAGAGGCUGAGGCCGUGGCUGGAGGAGCAGAUUCAGUCCGGGAGGUAUCCAGGAGUCAGCUGGCUGGACCAGUCAGCGAGGAUCUUCCAGAUCCCGUGGAAGCACGCCGCUCGUCACGGCUGGAGCAUCGACCGGGACGCCACGCUGUUCAGGAGCUGGGCCAUGCACACCGGCCGGUACCGUCCAGGCAAGGACAAACCCGACCCAAAGACGUGGAAGGCCAACUUCCGCUGCGCCCUGAACUCGCUGCCCGACAUCUGCGAGCUGCAGGAGUACAGCAGGAAGCGCGGCAGCAACGCCUACAGGGUGUACAGGAUGCUGCCCAGCGCGCAGACGCACCGCCGCAGGAAAGGUAGCGCACGCGCGCUUGACCUCCGCACCUUCACGCGCCGGCGCGGUCCAGCCCGCGGUGACGCUGUGUGUGUCCCCCACCGCUCGCUCAGGCCUGCGGAUGUUCAGCAGGUCCAGAGAACGACAAGCCAGCGUGGGCGACGAGGCGUUGAACGGGCACAACUGGCAACCGGCGGCGGCAGAAGCGGCGGCGAUGGCGGCGGCGCCCGGGUCCGACGCCGCCCACAAGCUGGAGGCGCCGGCGGAGGACGCGCUGGGCUGCUCUCAAAGCCACGGGACGUGGGGGGUGAAACCGGAGGAGCAGGAGCAGAGCGAGGCCGUGUUCAAGCUGAUGGACCACCUGAGCAGCCCGGACGCGUGGAACCAGACGGAGCAGAGAGGAUGGAGACCCAACGCGCUGUGGGACCACUGGCACUGCGCCGCGGACGAGAACCCGUAUGCUCUGCACGCGGACAACUACUGCGACCUGUUCGGCUCCGGCUACGCCAAGGACCUGUGCGACUGGUCCGCUCACCAGCAGACGCUGCUGCUGCCGCAGCUGUGAGGCCCGGCCGCUUCCGCAGGCGCCGCCGCCGCCGCCGCCGCCGCGUCAGCCACGCGCCCGGGUGAAGAUCCUGUUCCAAGCCAAGCUUCACCUUUGUCGUCGCCACAUCACGGGGUUCACUGUGGUUCAGCGACUCCACGCUGCCGGCGCCGCUCACCGAGCAGACAGAUCCCCUUACGCUGAAGUGGAGGAUCAGUCGCUGCUUAGUGUUUUUAGUUUUACCUGGAUGAAGCCGCAGUGAGACAGACACGGGCGGGAAACGCACGCGGGCGCGUGAGCGAAGUCGACCUCGUGCACCGUCAUCAUUUGAGAAGCUGGUGAAUCGUUGAAUGUACUGAUUAUGCUCGUUCAUUCUGUGUGACGACUAUACUUAGUUUUUUAUAUUUCAUAUGAGUCUGUACAGUCUGUUUAUUUCUGCUAGUGAAGAAUAUUAUCUUGUAUCGCCGCCAAGUUUAUAUGAAGUUUAUUCAACUUCACCAUUUGUUUGUAGUUUUAUUUCAUUUUGGAUUCAUAGCACACGUAGCCCAUCCUCUAAAACUAUCACUCACAGCAAAAUAUCAGAAGUGAAGCGAUCUGUGACUAUGGGCCGUGUCCUGUGUCUCACUUGUUACAUACUUUGUGAAUCUAAUGUGUUAAAGUUUCUAUUUAAACAGCAUAAAAGCA
Molecule: messenger RNA, 1646 nt
Organism: Betta splendens (Siamese fighting fish)
Lineage: Eukaryota; Metazoa; Chordata; Actinopteri; Anabantiformes; Osphronemidae
Product: interferon regulatory factor 1-like
Exons: 6
Coding region: 71-1048 (325 amino acids)
Biological process (GO): regulation of transcription by RNA polymerase II; immune system process
Cellular component (GO): nucleus
Molecular function (GO): RNA polymerase II cis-regulatory region sequence-specific DNA binding; DNA-binding transcription factor activity, RNA polymerase II-specific
Source: RefSeq, a predicted model, not a curated record